CAGGGUCUGCAGAUGCGGAGGAGUCACGUUGCGUGGCAUGCACAAUGUUGGAGUCGGGUGGGUCCCAUUCAUACGGGGCACGCCAACGCAGCGGAAAACAUGCUGCCGGACCUGGCAUUCUCUGAUAGUCUGGACGGAGAAAUUACUGACAAUCCAAAAAAGAAGAAGAAGAAGAAGAAGCGCAACGAUUUCUCGCCGUCCUAGAAGAAGCGGCAGUGGGAGUCACGAGCAGAUUAUUUUUCUGACCAUGAAGAGCUCGCUCUGCCCAGAUCACCAUUCGAGAUAGAUUCCUGGUCCAUGCUCUCGGGCAGCGACGGGACGCGCUGCCGACUCCGGAAAGAAUUCUGGGGAUAUUCUGCUUGUGCACGGAAUCGGAGACCAUGCAAGGGCUGAGAUUUGAUUUGACCCGAAGAGUUUUGAGCUGAAUUCUCAAGGUGGGGAAGACGCGAUGUCUCGUAAAGGUACGCCAUAUUCAAGUCGCACUCCCUCGAGGAGCCCGUCAUCAGAAAAAAUCAGAGGCCGGUAUGUUUCACGAGGCCUUGCAGCGAGUCCGAAAUUACGUCGUAGACACAAAUCUGCCACCCCGUCUCCGAGGUCUCGAUCCGGCUCUCAAUCCAGGAGCCAGUCCAGAUCGUCCUCCACGGGGAGAAGUGCUCGCCGAUGCUGCCGAUCGGUGUCCCGAUCGCCGUCUCGAUCCCUCUCUCGUUGUCGCAGGUGCUGCAGAUCUUCCAAACGCUGCCAAUGCAUGCCCACGUGCUGUCUAGGCGUGGCCCUCCGCCGCCUCUGUCGAGUGAGGCGCAAACUUCCACCCCCCACCCCGUCCAGAUCUACUCGACCGAAACCCGUAGCGCCAGCUCUCGUCCACCGUCCUAGCCGAAGGAGAAGAUGGAAAUUCUGGCCCCGUGUCAGCUGUUUGGGAAAAAAGAAGACGGUGGUCACCAACAAAAAAUGAUCAUGGACACGGCUUUUCUUUGUACCUUCCACACGUCCAGGUCUUCGGUUAUCUUGUUCCAGCUCCAGGAUCCUUGCCUACCUUGACAUGAUUGAUUGACACGGGCGCCCCUCCCCUCCCCUGCCCUCCACUCCCCUCUCCUGUGCUGCGCUGCACGGGCUUCCAUCUCCAAAGCACGUGUGUCCUGCGGUGAGAUCCGGUCCUUUCCAACGACGACUACAAUGAACAUAUCCCGAUGUCAGUAGGUUUCAACGAGAUCUGCAGUGAUUCCAAGUGUAUAGCACGGCAGAAAGCCAGAUUGAAAUCUGCGUUGGAGUACAGGUUGCAUGCCAGAAGAGGAAGCGACCAUUGCUCGGUGAUUACAGUCUGGAAAGCGUCCUGAUCCAGAGGUAAUUGUAGGGCGUAGACCUGCUUUUUGCGGAAUGCGAACAACCUGAUCGGAACUAUUGUGAACUUUGUGCUUCUCGUCUUGGUCAUGGUUUCAUUUUAAAUAGAUGUCAUGAAGAAUUACACAUGUUCUGCGCUUGUCCUUCUCGAGAAAAUGAAUCUACUGCAGGAUCAGGUAUGAAAUUGCACUUGGGUGUAUUUAAUUCGAUGUCUUCAUAUUUUAUGCAGUGAGUAUUCUAUCUGUCAUAUUAUUGAGACACACGUAUCCACACAUUUUUAAAUUCAUUCUCAUAGUCUAUAUCU
Marchantia polymorpha subsp. ruderalis is the source of this 1642-nucleotide messenger RNA. The record is from the annotation of a GenBank genome assembly. NCBI's taxonomy places the organism in Eukaryota, Viridiplantae, Streptophyta, Marchantiopsida, Marchantiales, Marchantiaceae.